AUGCACCAGGCUUUCAAAUCCGUCGCCGAAAACCCUAAAGCCGACCGUUUCAGAGCGAUACGGAAGAACUUAUUCAAGAGUUUCGAAGUCCAGGCCGGAUUCCACCAGGAGCUGCAAGCCACAUACGAGGUCACCACGUCGAAAGCGUGGAUCGAAUGGUUCAGCAUGGAGCAGAAAUACGUUCCCUCGGGAUACUCCCACGAGACAAAAGUUAUACAGGCAGAGUGCGACGCCCCGGACCCGCAGCACGCCUUGGUCUGGAAGAAGCAACAGCGCAAGUUUGCGUCACAUGUCCCGUCGGCGUACUUAAUCUGGACACGUUCGAUGACAGCACAGUCAGCGAUAGCGUCACUCGUGGACCAGAUACUAGUCCAGAAGACAGAGGUCAUGAUUGAUGCCGGGAUUGACUUAGAGCAGUUCAAGGAGGCCAACAACAAUGUGGUGUCUCUCUGGAAGUUCUUUCUCUACCUUACGACGGUUCUCGGAGGUUGCAUGAUCUACAUCACUAUCGGAUCCGUCGGUGAGCAGGAGUUUGCCAUUGUCGGUAAAUUUAUACGCAUGGCGAAGAGUUGGAAGGGGUCGCCUGUCAACGUGACACUCAUUCAUCCGUUCAACGACAACUUUGCAAGAAUGGAUGAUGUCGUGAAUCGCGAUGAUAAGUUCGAUGUUCACCCAUGA
Messenger RNA from Colletotrichum fioriniae, 678 nucleotides. Lineage: Eukaryota; Fungi; Ascomycota; Sordariomycetes; Glomerellales; Glomerellaceae. The record is from RefSeq and is a predicted model, not a curated record.